Messenger RNA from Micromonas commoda, 1476 nucleotides. RefSeq lists its product with no specific name. Lineage: Eukaryota; Viridiplantae; Chlorophyta; Mamiellophyceae; Mamiellales; Mamiellaceae. Gene Ontology annotation, cellular component: cytoplasm. The transcript has a single exon. The record is from RefSeq and is a predicted model, not a curated record. The coding region runs from base 41 to 1327 and encodes 428 amino acids.
CGCGCGCCCGCUUCGACCGUACCUACCCACGUAAAAAACGAUGACGACAACGAGCAAGGACACCCGAGUGCCCGUCACCAUCCUGACCGGCUACCUCGGCAGCGGAAAGACCACCCUGGUGAACCACAUCCUGACCAACAAGGAUCACGGCAAAAAGAUCGCGAUAAUCGAAAACGAGUUCGGCGACGUCGGAAUCGACGACGCACUCAUGGCCAAGAACACGAAGGCGCAUAUCGAGGAGGAAAUCGUCGAGAUGAUGAACGGCUGCAUCUGCUGCACCGUGCGCCAGGACCUGGUCGUGGUGCUGAACAAGUUUGCCGGCCGCAUCGCAUCCGGCAACCUCAAAUUAGACUGCAUCCUUAUCGAGACCACUGGAAUGGCGGACCCAGCGCCCGUCGCACAGACCUUCUUCGUCGACGACAGCGUCCAGGAGCACUUUCGCCUGGACGGCAUCGUCACCCUCGUGGAUGCCAAACACAUCGAGCAGCACCUGGACGAGGAGAAGCCCGAGGGCGCCGAGAACGAGGCGGUCGAGCAGGUCGCCUUCGCCGAUCGCAUGAUUCUCAACAAGAUGGAUCUCGUCGACAAAGCCGACGUGGAGCGCAUCACCGCCAGGCUCAAGUCCAUCAACUCUUCCGCACCCAUCAUCACUGCCGAGAAGUCCAAAGUCUCCGUCGAUUUGGUCCUCGACAUCCACGCCUUUGACCUGAAGAAGACGGUAGACAUGGACCCCGAGUUCCUCAACACCGACAACGAGCACGAGCACGACGACACCGUCUCCUCCAUCUGCGUCGUCGAGGACAAGCCCCUCGACCUCGACACGCUUCAGCGGUGGGUCAACUACCUCCUGGUGAACAAGGGCACGGACCUGUACCGGAUGAAGGGCGUGCUGAACGUCGCAGACAGUGAGGAGCGUUUCAUGUUUCAGGCGGUGCACAUGAUCUUCAACGGCAACUUCGACGAGCCGUGGGAACCCAGCGAGAAACGCGAGUCCAAGUUCGUCUUCAUCGGCAAGAACUUGGACCACGCCGAGCUCAAGGAAGGGUUCCUCGCGUGCAUCCAGACCCCGGACCUUGUCGCGAAGAGGAAGCUCGCUCUUAGGUUCGCCGUCGGCGACGCGGUCGAGUGCCGCACCGCCGACGGCUACGUCCCCGGCAAGGUCACCCAGCACCUGUACCGCGACGACUUCAUGCCCCCCGGCGUGACCGCGCCGUACCAGAUUCAGCUGGACGACGGAAAGUUGAUUUGGGCGCCCGAGGACGACGACAAGUACAUCCGUGCCAAGGAUGCACUCUUCGCGGAGAAGAAAGCAAAGACUGAGGCGUGAGCACGCCGAGCUGCCAGGAACCGAGAGUCAGUUUUUGCGCGACGCUGAUAGGAGCUGAAUAGUCGCCGUCGAAAGGACACGGAAGGCGUCGCACAGUUUUGUUAGUCAGCAAUAAAGUAACAAAAGACGACCGUACAAUUGUUUAGUUU